Molecule: messenger RNA, 1851 nt
Organism: Acaulospora morrowiae
Lineage: Eukaryota; Fungi; Glomeromycota; Glomeromycetes; Diversisporales; Acaulosporaceae
Source: the annotation of a GenBank genome assembly
AUGGUGUGUACACGAUCACGCGACUAUAAUGGUUCAUCUCAUUCAAAAUACAGUCGUCAUUCCGCUCAUUAUGAAUUAUAUGACGACAGAGAAAGCAAUUCCUUUUCUGAUUACGAUUCUGACACCUCUUCAUCACCUUCACGACCGACGCCGACGCCGAUGGCGAAAACUACAUGGAAACAACAAUUACCUAAAAACAGAAGACGUGGUUGUGCGAGUACCUAUAGUCACGGUUCGCAGGAGGAAAUGAGUAACUAUGAUUAUGAUAGUAAUGACAUUGACAAAGUAUCGCCCUCGAGAUUAGUUGUUCCAUACAAUGAUCAAGAUAAUACACACUUUUAUAAUGGAGAUAUACAAAUACAAGACGAACCAGAAUUAUAUAAUUCCUAUAAACAUUCAGAUGAUUAUUCCUUUCAAUAUCCUUUAAAUCACCGGAUUCAUAGACGGAGCAUAUAUGAUGAUGAUCAUCUAUCAUCACGAGCCUUAAUUAGGCAGCCUCCACCAGUGAACUCGAGGCAUAAAGGCGGACUACUUUUCAUCCGAGUAAUUUACGAUAUUUGGGGUGGAUUCAUGGAAGCCAUAAACAAUUUCUCUGAUAACGUGAUAGAAAUCAUAUCAAGCACGCGACUGAAUGUAAAACUUUUAACACUAUUCGUUUUUAUACUAUUAACAACAUUCAUUUGGUUAAAUGGUGAUAUCGACGCCGAGGACGUCAGCAAUCAUCACCACCUUCAAUACGACAUCUCACAUCCUUCCGGCGCCGAGGCAUACGAAUCAUCAAUAUCCUCCAAAAUAUGGUCUUUGUUGAGUUCCAACAAGGAAUCCACCAUCCAACACAUCCUGGACGUGCAGCGACACAUGUCACCCGAAAUAACUGAGAAAAAAGUUGAAGAGAUGUUACAUAAAUUUGUGCCUUCUAUAGUUAGCAACGUUCUUAGGGAUAAGAUGAUAAAUGUUCAAUUACCUGACACUGAUAAACUUAAUGAAUUCGUGACCAAGGUUGCACACAGAAUAUUUAUGGAAUAUGUAAAAUCGGAUAUACUCAACAUACCAGAUUUUGCGUUGGGUUCAGGUGGUUCGCGGAUCAUACACUCCUACACGAGUCGUAAUUAUGUGGAAAUGCCUGAAUCUAUCGCUGGAAAGUUUUGGGCAAGAAUGACAGGACGAGGAAUGAUAGUAGGAUUAUCACCGUCCGUAGCGGUGACAAGUGACAAUUCUGUGGGCAAGUGUUUCUCGUUCGCUGGAGACAAGGGUCAACUUGCAAUACAGCUCAGCCGAUCAAUAUACAUUACCUCAGUCACCUAUCAACAUAUAGAUCGAGCGUUAGCAUUGGACGAUGAUAAUCUACGGAGUGCACCGGCACGACUUGCAAUCUUGGGAAUACCUGACGAGAAGUACAUGCAAAAUGCGACAAAAGCUAGAGUGACCGAAAUAAAAUCGGAUGAAUCGGAAACGGGCACGAGAGACAGCGAUGGUACAACCACCACUUCCUCUACAAAAAAAUCACAAAAACGUGUGACUCAAGAUGAUUUCAUCAAACUUGGGGAAUUUGUGUAUGACCUGGAAGGACCGCCGGUACAAAAUUUUGUUGUCGAUCAUUCCAAUGGUAGCGAGAAUAUACCCAUCAAAGGAGUCAUAUUUAAGAUAAAUAGUAACUGGGGACAUGGGAAAUACACAUGUUUAUAUCAGUUUAAGGUGCACGGAAAAAACAUCAAUAACGUGAUGCCAGUUUCAUCUCCUCAAAGUUUUCAGAUUACCGGUAAUGGCGGUGGUAAUGUGGCCCUUUGGAGAUGCGAAUUUAAUUGGAAUUUUCAAAGGAAUAAAUCAUUUUCUUUCGUAAGGGGUUUAUAG